UUUUUAUUAGAAUUUUUAUUUAUUUUAACUUCUUUGCUCUACACUUUAUUUUUAACGCUUUAAAAAUGUCCUCCAACUUUGGUCGCUGUAUUAUCUGCACUUUGGCCUUUGAACGUGACGAUAUCUCUGCUUUGCGUUGCGGACACACAUAUCAUUUCGAAUGCAUUUCAACUUGGAUUAAUACCUCCAAAUCUUGCCCAACUUGCCGCAAGAAGAAUCUUCCGAGAGACAUAAUCCGUCUAUGUUGACGAGCCAGACAA
Molecule: messenger RNA, 260 nt
Organism: Meloidogyne enterolobii
Lineage: Eukaryota; Metazoa; Nematoda; Chromadorea; Rhabditida; Meloidogynidae
Source: the annotation of a GenBank genome assembly